UCAGACUCCGAUGUGACCAUUCAUCAUGGCGUCUGCUGUGUUUUGUUUUUUAUUUCUGCUCGAUCUGUUUUUGCACAUAAGAGGAUAUACUGAAGUUCAGCAACUAUCAGAUUCAUGCUACAAACCAAUGAAGGACCACAGACCAUCAUUCAUUAAGACAUACCCCCGGCCUCAUGAAUAUGUAAACAUCUCUGAUCUCCCUGCCUCCUGGGACUGGCGCAACAUUAAUGGCAAAAACUAUGUGAGCGUCACACGCAACCAGCACAUCCCUCAGUACUGCGGCUCCUGCUGGGCCAUGGGCUCCACCAGCGCACUCGCAGAUCGCAUCAACAUCAAGAGGAACGGGGCGUGGCCUUCUGCUUACCUGUCAGUGCAGAACGUGAUUGACUGUGGCGGGGCGGGCUCAUGCUACGGUGGAGAUCACAUGGGUGUAUAUGCUUAUGCACAUGAGCGGGGCAUUCCUGACGAGACAUGCAAUAAUUAUCAGGCCCGAAAUCAAAAAUGUGACUCGUUUAAUCAGUGUGGCACAUGCUCGUUCUUCGGUUCCUGCUCUAUAAUUAAAAACUACACCGUGUGGAAAGUUGGAGACUAUGGAGACGUCUCGGGACGAGAUCGGAUGAAGGCUGAGAUCUACAAAAAUGGGCCAAUCAGCUGUGCAAUAAUGGCCACUAAAGGCCUGGAGGCGUAUGAUGGAGGGGUUUUUGCUGAAUUUCACAUCCUGUCUAUGCCGAAUCACAUCAUCUCGGUGGCAGGCUGGGCUGUCACAGAGGACGGGACCGAAUACUGGAUCGUCAGAAACUCCUGGGGCGAGUUCUGGGGAGAGUCAGGCUGGGCCAGGAUCGUCACCAGUGCCUAUAAGGGAGGGAAAGGAAACUGGUACAAUCUUGGCAUCGAGCACAACUGUGCAUACGGAGACCCAGUCGUUACAUAG
Carassius carassius (crucian carp) is the source of this 931-nucleotide messenger RNA. RefSeq names its product cathepsin Z-like. The record is from RefSeq and is a predicted model, not a curated record. Bases 26 to 931 code for a protein of 301 amino acids. The transcript is spliced from 6 exons. Gene Ontology annotation, cellular component: lysosome. NCBI's taxonomy places the organism in Eukaryota, Metazoa, Chordata, Actinopteri, Cypriniformes, Cyprinidae. Gene Ontology annotation, molecular function: cysteine-type endopeptidase activity.